Molecule: messenger RNA, 4796 nt
Organism: Dipodomys spectabilis (banner-tailed kangaroo rat)
Lineage: Eukaryota; Metazoa; Chordata; Mammalia; Rodentia; Heteromyidae
Gene: Nedd9
Product: neural precursor cell expressed, developmentally down-regulated 9
Exons: 9
Coding region: 397-2901 (834 amino acids)
Biological process (GO): cell migration; cell surface receptor protein tyrosine kinase signaling pathway
Cellular component (GO): plasma membrane; cytoplasm
Molecular function (GO): protein binding
Source: RefSeq, a predicted model, not a curated record
CACACAGUAAGGGUGCGGUUUCUGUGCUCAGAAGAACUUGCAGUUGCUUUCAGAAAAGAAAGACAAACAUAAUGAUGCAGUAAGACUAGCUGUCGCCUCCUAUUCUCACUGCCCAGAGAGACAGUCAAAAGACCAGGAACACGAGAUGGUCCAUCCACUGUGGUUCUGCCUUUUGAGCACAUGGCAUUGCUGCCUCCUGGGGAAACAGAUGUUACCAGAUGUGGAAGCUAACGGGCUGCACACGGGUUCUGUAUGCUGGGAGUUCCAUGACGUCAGACAUUGGCAGGAGCAGUGCAUAGUGCCUGGUUCAAGCAGAGUUAUGACAGGAAGGAAACUUGCCAGCAGACUGAAACACUGUGAUUGUCCUCCUCAAGAUCCGACAGUCCUUGGGGGAAAAUGUGGUCAAGGAAUCUUAUGGCAAGGGCAUUAUAUGACAAUGUCCCAGAGUGUGCUGAAGAGCUGGCCUUCCGUAAGGGAGAUAUCCUGACUGUCAUAGAGCAGAAUACUGGGGGACUAGAAGGAUGGUGGCUGUGCUCUCUACACGGUCGUCAAGGCAUUGUCCCAGGAAACCGAGUGAAGCUUCUGAUUGGUCCUGUGCAAGAAAACCCAUCCAGUCUUGACCAGCCUGCUUCUGGACCAGGGCACCAGACUUUGGGCCAACAGAGGCUCUAUCAAGUGCCAAACUCACAGGCAGCAUCUCGUGACACCAUUUACCAAGUGCCACCUUCCUACCCCAAUCAGGGAAUUUACCAAGUACCCACUGGCCAUGGUUCCCAAGAACAAGAUGUUUAUCAAGUGCCACCAUCAGUACAAAGAAGCAUUGGAGGCACCAAUGGUCCUCACUUAAGUAAAAAGGUGGUAACCCCCGUGCGGACCGGCCAUGGCUAUGUGUACGAGUACCCAGCCAGAUACCAAAAGGAUGUCUAUGAUAUCCCUCCUUCCCACACUACUCAAGGGGUAUAUGAUAUCCCUCCUUCAUCAGUGAAAGGCCCUGCAUUUUCAGUCCCAGUAGGAGAGAUAAAACCUCAAGGGGUUUAUGACAUCCCUCCAACUAAAGGGGUCUAUGCCAUUCCACCACCUGCCUGCCGAGAUGAAGCAGGCCUUCGGGAAAAGGAAUAUGACUUUCCUCCUCCGAUGAGACAACCUGGAAGGCCAGACAUCAGACCUGAGGGGGUUUAUGACAUCCCCCCAGCCAGCACCAAGCCAACGGAGAAGGACCUUCACACCAAAUGCAACUGUGAUGUUCCAGGAGCCACUGAGCCUGUGCCUCGAAGGCUCCAGGCCCUGUCCCUGCAUCAUUCACCCCCACAGCUGGCUCAGUCCUCAGGCACCCCGAGCGAUGCCUAUGAUGUCCCCCGCGGGGUCCAGUUUCUGGAACCACCAGCAGAAAGCCAUGAGAAAGCAAACCCCCAGGAAAGAGAUGGUGUUUACGACGUCCCUCUGCAUAACCCAGCAGAGACUAAGGGCUCCCGGGAUGUGGUCGAUGGAAUCAACCGACUGUCUUUCUCUAGUACAGGCAGCACCAGGAGUAAUAUGUCCACAUCUUCCACCUCUUCAAAGGAGUCCUCCCUAUCAGCCUCCCCAUCUCAGGACAAAAGACUCUUGCUGGAUCCAGAUACAGCCAUCGAGAGGCUCCAUCGGCUCCAGCAGGCCCUGGAGAUGGGUGUGAGUAGCCUCAUGGCACUGGUCACCACAGACUGGAGGUGUUACGGAUACAUGGAGCGACACAUCAAUGAGAUACGCACCACUGUAGACAAGGUGGAGCUGUUUCUGAGGGAGUACCUCCAUUUUGCCAAGGGUGCUGUAGCUAAUGCCUCCUGCCUCCCAGAACUUGUCCUCCACAACAAAAUGAAGCGAGAGCUCCAAAGAGUCGAAGACUCUCAUCAGAUUCUAAGUCAAACUAGCCAUGACUUAAAUGAAUGCAGCUGGUCUCUGAAUAUCCUAGCCAUCAACAAGCCCCAAAACAAAUGUGAUGAUCUGGACCGGUUUGUGAUGGUGGCCAAGACAGUGCCUGACGAUGCCAAGCAACUGACCACCACCAUCAACACCAAUGCCGAGGCCCUCUUCAGACCAGGCCCCAGCAGUUGGCAUCUGAAGAAUGGGCCUGAAAGUAUCACGAACUCACCUGAGUACACACACCCUGGGUCCCAGAUGCAACUGCUACGGCCUGGUGACUAUAAGACCCAGGCCCACAGCAAACCACUGACCCCUACCCUGGGCAAGGACCAGCCACCAGACUGUGGUAGCAGUGAUGGCUCAGAAAGAAGCUGGAUGGAUGAUUAUGAUUACGUCCACCUACAGGGUAAGGAGGAGUUUGAGAGGCAACAGAAGGAGCUGUUAGAGAAAGAGAAUAUCAUCAAACAGAGCAAGAUGCAGCUGGAACAUCAUCAGCUGAGUCAGUUCCAGCUUUUGGAACAAGAAAUCACCAAGCCGGUGGAGAAUGAUAUCUCCAAGUGGAAGCCCCCUCAGAACCUCCCCACCACAAACAGCACCGUGGGGGUCCAGGAUCGGCAGUUACUUUGCUUCUACUAUGACCAGUGUGAGACUCAUUUCAUAUCCCUUCUUAACGCCAUUGAUGCUCUCUUCAGCUGCGUCAGUUCAGCUCAGCCUCCUCGGAUCUUUGUGGCCCACAGCAAGUUCGUUAUCCUCAGUGCACACAAACUGGUGUUCAUUGGAGAUACCUUGACAAGGCAGGUAGCUGCCCAGGAUAUCCGCAACAAAGUCAUGAACUCUAGCAACCAGCUCUGUGAACAGCUCAAGACCAUAGUAAUGGCAACCAAGAUGGCGGCCCUCCAUUAUCCCAGCACCACAGCCCUGCAGGAAAUGGUGCACCAAGUAACUGACCUGUCCAGAAAUGCACAGCUCUUCAAGCGCUCCUUGCUGGAGAUGGCCACAUUCUGAGAAGAAAAGGACCAGAACCAGGAGAGGGCUGAAUGAAUGAUUACUAAGGAAAACUGGAAAUACUAUCUGGUUUUUGUAAAUAUUAUCUAUUUUUAUAGAUUAUUUUAUAUGAAAAUGGAAUAUUUUAACAUUUUAUGAGUUAGACAACUUUCAGAAAAUUCAGGGAGCUAGAGAGGGAAAUCACUUAUUUUUCCCUGUGUGGUUCUUAUGUAGACAUACAAGUAUCUAAGACAUAAGCUGUAUAGAAAUUUGUCCCUGUGUUGUGGAUUUGUGUUUGUAGAUGUUUGUCUGAUACAUUCCAUUGAAAAAAAUGAAUUAAAAAGCACCUUAGUAAGUACCUCCGAAUGCUGCAUUUUGGGGAUUUUUAGAAAAAUGUACCAGCUGUUUGUAAUAUUGCUCUACAUGUUUUCAUGAUGAUCUGAGUCUGGCACACCCAAAUCUGGGAAGCAUAGUAUGUUUGCCAGUGUUUUCCUCCCACACAAUGAGGCACAGUAUGGCUUAUUCGUGUUUGGAAACUUAUUUCAAAAUCAACUGCCUUGAACACAUUCUAACAAAAUGCUCCAUUUAUGGUUGAAAAAGUCCUUUUGGGGGGAAAUUUUCAGAAAGUCCUUAUUAACUCAAGUUCCAAAAUGUCAGGUCCCAGGAAGAAAGAGAGGCACAUGUACUAUAUUAAGAAGCUAUGUCCAUAGUUGAUUAAGAUGGGAUUGUUUCAACACUUGACAAGAAGCUACAAUAAAGAGAGAAUACUAGUUUCCCUGGGGGUACUGGAUCUGGAUUUGUAAGUGAUUCAGGCAUGACACUUUUCAAAAGUCUCUUAGAAUUGUUUUUUCCAACAAUAUUUGCAGCAGAAUUUCAUGAAAACACAUGAGAAUUGCCAAACACAAUUUAAAAAGGAAUAGUUUCAUCUGCCAGUUGUAAGUAAAGGCCUUUCUGACUCUUCACAUCUACUUAGAUACGCCUAUCCCCAUUCAGAGGGAAACUGACAGUUCCUUCAUUACGGAAGUUUAGUGUUACCAGGCCAUAUCUUUCUUUCUUACUGCUUGGUAACACUUGCCUUAAAGCUCAAAUAUGCAGCUGCACAGUCCCCCUAAUCUUUACAACUCUGUGUGGCCAGUGACUAUGGACAAUCCCCACCUCCAUCUCAAAGCUAAUCACAACAUUUAUUCCAUAUUCUGUCUCCUUACACCUAAACUGUGUGAAUAGGGCAUUGGCCAUCAGCUUCAUCAUGGGCAAUUUGGUAAUUUGGUAAACAUAUUCCUAUAUUGCCGAGUCAAGUUAUACUAUCUACUCAGGAAGCUAAGAUCUGAAGCUCGAGAUUCAAAGCUAGCCCACACAGGAAACUCUGAGAGGCUUUUUUUUCUCCAAUUAACCACCAAAAAAUAAGAUGUUUUCUAUGAUCAGUCAGUACACAGAAGUAGUUUCAUUCUAGCCCAUUUGGUAACAUGUUUUUAUUUGCAAUUUCUGCCUAUUUAAUAGAGAACAACCAAACUAUCGGAACAAGAAAAGAUUAAAGAAGAAUGCAUGAUCUUAGUGCAUUUUUAAAAAAACAAAUCACUGGAAAUUAUCGUGGAUGGUGCUUUUCCAAACAAUUGCUAUGGUAAUUCUCAAAGCUCUUCAUUGUACAAAGAUUAAAGCUGUCUUGUACAACAAGUAAAUGUGUAUGGAGGAAAAGUGUUGCUGAGCAGCAGUAACACUUGAAGCAGUUAAAAAGUGUAUAUAUCCUUGUAUAUUUCCUUGUAUGAUGUAUAUUCCUUAGGAGAUGAUGGAUUCGUCCUAAGCUACAUGGUGACACUUCAUGUUUUCAGAACCAAAAUCUUCCAUCUCUGUCAUUCUUUGCCAUCUUGUAGAUGUAGAGGUUCUUUUUAAAUCAUUAAAUUUUUGGAUCUGUUUUCAUA